Messenger RNA from Cercospora beticola, 1565 nucleotides. Lineage: Eukaryota; Fungi; Ascomycota; Dothideomycetes; Mycosphaerellales; Mycosphaerellaceae. The record is from RefSeq and is a predicted model, not a curated record.
AUGAACGCGACCGGAGACGUGCGUACGUCAGGCGAACAGGUCGCUAUGGCUAAUCAGACAUCGAAAGACGGCGAGAAGGCGAUGAUUGCCACGGAUCUCGAACGAUUGCCAUCAGAGAAAGAAGGCGAAGUCAUCGACAUUCAGGAAGCGGACUAUUCGCCAGUCGAAUACAAGAAGAUCUUGAGAAAGAUCGACAGGUUUCUGCUCCCUCUGAUGUGGUUCUGCUAUGGCAUACAACAGACCGACAAGACGUCACUUGGUACCCAAGCAAUCUUUGGCCUCCGUGAGGACACUGGACUAGUUGGGCAACAAUAUUCGUGGCUGACUACUGUGUUCUACUUGACUUAUUUGGUUGGCGAGUUUCCAUCCAACUUCCUCUUGCAACGAUGGUCACUCGGGCGUUCGCUCUCAAUAUACGCGUAUGUGUGACAUGCAUUGGAGCAGCACAGAAUUGGACUCAUCUAAUGGUACUGCGUGCACUACAAGGUUUCUUCGAGUGCACGAUUUCACCUGGCUUUGUCUUGGUCAUCGGCAGCUGGUACACCAGAGACGAGCAUUCCUCCCGUUCGCUGUUCUUCCAAUCGGCCAAUGCAGGUUUCGGUAUCAUUUCGAACCUCUCAAUGUACGGGAUUGGCUCUCACGCUGAGAAGUACGGCGGCCUCGCCCCGUGGAGAUGCAUAUCACUUUUCCUUGGUUCAUGCACGGUGGUGUUGUCAGUCAUUUGCUUUCUGAUGCUGGGAAGUCCGAAAGAAGUCAAAUGGCUAAGCAACGAGGAACGAAAGAUUGCGCAAGCGCGAAUCGUGUCGAAUAAAGCCGGCAGAGAUGUGACUGGAGUGCAAUGGUCAUGGCCACAAGUCGCAGAAGCCUUCAAAGAUCCUCAGCUGUGGUUCAGUAUGAUCAACGCAUUCCUCUCCUCUGUACCGAACGGAGGAUUGACCACCUUUGGAAACAUUGUGCUGAAUAGCUUCGGUUUUACUGAGCUGCAGGUAUUGCUUGUGGAGAUUCCACGCUCAGUGAUCUCCGUGGUCAUUUUCCUCAUCGUCGGCAUAUACACACGCAAGGUGCCAGAGCGACGCAUGUACAUCAUGGCAGCUUCUUGUGUGCCACCUUUUGUCGGUCUGCUCGCAAUGUCCCUACUGCCAAAUACUCCUCAAUAUCAAUGGACAAAAUGGGGCAUGUACGUUAUCACAGUCCCCUACGUCCUCGCCCUCUUCCUCGGCUGGACACUCAUCCCAUCCAACGUCGCCGGCCGCACCAAAAAGACCAUCAUAUCCUCAGCAACAUUCGUUGGCUACUGUGUUGGGAACAUGGCCGGCAGCCAGAUCUUCAAAAGCAAAGACGAACCUCGAUACGUACCGGGCACAAUCGGAGCUUGUGCUUGCCUGGGGUUAGAAUUCGUGCUCAUUUGCACCUGGCGACUGUACUAUGUCUGGCAAAAUCGCAAGCGUGAUAAGGCAGCCGUAGUGAGUGGCAUUAGUAAAGAAGAGCAGGAGAGAAUGGGUAGAGAGAUGGGUGAACAGAACAUGACUGAUUUGCAGAAUCCUCACUUCCGGUAUACGACAUAA